Messenger RNA from Anisakis simplex (herring worm), 609 nucleotides. Lineage: Eukaryota; Metazoa; Nematoda; Chromadorea; Rhabditida; Anisakidae. The record is from the annotation of a GenBank genome assembly.
AUGAAUGAUAACAGUGCGAUCUCGUCGGAUCAUUCAUCGACAUUCUUCUCACCGGAUGGAGUGUACGGAGUCAAGUCGCUUCUCAAUGACUGUAAUGACGCUCCUUUGGCCACUUCCUCACCUAUACCUCCCUCCUCAUCAACAUCACCAACAACCUCUUAUUUGCACAAUCAAUCGGUUCGUCCCUCAACAUCGCAAAUGAUGUCAGUAGCACCCGCAGUACCUUCAAGAACCACCGCAACCUCACCGAUCAGCAGUAACACGAGUUGCAGUCGUCCUGUUCCGCCACCAGUUGCACCUAAACCGAAACUAACAACUCAUAAACAGAAUGGUGGAAUUCUUAAUGAAAUUGUACCGCUUGCUUCGUUAGAUGAUCAACUUGAUUCUGAAAAAACCGUCAUGGCAUCUUCUCAGGUGUCAACCCCGUCAACACCGAACUCAAAUCCUGAACGAAUGGCAUUUUCGUCGAAAUUGAAAAAAUUUGAACGUGAAAUCGAAAUCAAAAGGACCACCUCACCGUCGACUGCGACUGCACCGCUUUUACCCGGUGAGAAUAAUGAACUCUACGUUAACUUUCAUAGACGAUCCGUUCGUUCAUCGUUGAUUUAA